Molecule: messenger RNA, 4104 nt
Organism: Ylistrum balloti
Lineage: Eukaryota; Metazoa; Mollusca; Bivalvia; Pectinida; Pectinidae
Product: male-specific lethal 1 homolog
Exons: 8
Coding region: 80-1426 (448 amino acids)
Cellular component (GO): MSL complex
Source: RefSeq, a predicted model, not a curated record
AUUUCUGUUUUGGUAGAUGAAUUUUAAAUUUUGUAACGCCGACAAACUGAUCAGAAGUGUAGAUUUCUGAAACAGUGAUAUGAUGAGAUCGGACACGAACGUUGAAACACGAACACGAUCGGAUGGAAGACACUCUUUGUCAAGACGCCGAAUUACCAGAGUAACGAACAGCGGAGAAAACGGGGCAUUUGAAAACGACCUUGCGCUUGCGAUGCAGGAGAGUUUGAGAUACGCGAAACAAGAAGAAGCCAACAAAAAGAGACAACAGGAAGAUUCGUUUGUUGAAAGUAACGGACUAGACGUCCAAAACAAAGUAGGAGAAGUCACGAUGAGUGGCAGAGCUUGUAUGGAGUCCCCCAAGGGGCCUAAACAACUAAAGGAACUUUUGUUACUACAUGUCGAUCUUGUUCAACAUCAACAAGAACUUAUAUCUCAAAAAGACAAGGAAAUUAAACAAUUACAAGAGGAAAGAACAGCAUUAACAUGUCGUCUAGAGAGAAUGGAAAGGAGAAUGUCACUAUUGAAACAGAAAGAUGACUUCUCAGAUAUACAACAUAAAGCAUUUGGGAGCCCGAACUCGUGUGCUCAGUCUGCAUCCAAGACCACCAAUGAACAACCAUCAACAACAGCAGACCGAGGGACUAAACGAAAGUCAACUGGCUUGGAGCCACAGAAUCUCACCAAGAGGUUUGCAGCAGAAGCUCAAAAACCUCUAGCCGCAUCAACUCCAAGUCAUCGUACAGAACGACACCAGCGCUACAGAAACAGGUCAGCAACUGUAUCUUCGUCUGUAAGCUCUGCCCCUAGCAUUGACCCAGCAACCUCCAGCACUGCAAGCCCUCGCAAAAACCGACGGUCAGUCAAGGAUAUCCGUGACAGUCCGGACAACUCUGUAUUGCGCACCAAUGACCCUUAUUAUGUUUCCUAUUAUGAACCUCAAGAUGAAGAUGAUAUUGACCUUGAAUCUCGAGGAGACAUAAUCCAGGGAGCACAUAAAGAACUCCAAGUUGAAUUACCACAAUGGCAAAAUAAGACCUACACCAAUCUUUGGGUACUGGAAGGAACAGAGAAUCUUGAAGAUGAAGUAUUCCUUAAAAGACACCAGAAGCCAGAGAUUGAAGAGAAACGAAGAAAGAGAUGGGAUCUGCAAAGAAUUCGGGAGCAGAAGAUCUAUGAGAAACUGAAAGAAAAGGAGCGAGGAGAGGUGUGCAGCAAAGACGACGGACAACAGUCAAACACUUUAGAAUCUUUCUAUCCAAGUCUAGAUACAAUUACACACAUAGAGGUGACAAACAAAAUUCCUGUGAUGGUGUUUGGACACCCUGUGCCAAAUCUAGACAAAGAAGAAUUUUCAUUACCUUGGGAAUUAGAAACAAGUGUUCGUUCCCAUCCAUCUCGAUCUAGUCGAAAUAGCCGCCACACAUAGUUAAGAAUGACUAAAUCCCACCAGACUACCCUACCCACCAAUCUCGACGAGUGACUGGUUUAUCACCACAGAAGCUGUGCUUCAGAUCAAACCAAGUUCACAAAAAAACUGUGAAGGGAAAACCAAUAUCAUUGGAGCCUCUUCAGUGAAGCUUAGAAAUUUUCAAGCCAUGUAAGAGCAUUGAAGGAUUGUGGUUUAAAAUUAUAUACAAAGUGUAGAUCUUUUGUAAAUUGAUUGUAUGGUCCAGUGGUAAUAUGAGCCACUGUCUUAGUGUCUUUUGCUCAAAAGGAAUUACCUGAAUCUGUUUCAAAAAGUUUGAUUGGCAGUAUGUUUUAUGGUGUUGUAACAUUUUAUGGUUUAUUUACAUGUACAAGUUGAAACAUUCUAUGAUUUCAAUGUCAACACAUAGAUUUAACCAUAUAUAAUGCAUCUUAAAACAGGCAUAAAGUGAACAGGACUAUGUAUUGUCUAUAUGAUCAUCACUAUCAUACUGUGGAACCUGGCUUGCUGAACACUGAGAACUGUUCCUGAUACAAUGUAGAUCUAGGCUCAGUGGGUCAAGUUAGCCUAAAAAGGAGGGUGGGGGCUCUUGUGUUCAAACUAAAACGGGUAAUCCAUAGUCACUUAAACGUAAUUUUUUUUUAUGAAAAUGAUCGGUAUCUUAGUUCAUUUUUUGAACAUUUUUUCAGAAUUUUGAAUGUCUAGAGAUGAUUGUUUUCAAUAGAAAUAAGAAACAUUGUUUGCCAAUUUUUGGUGCCAAAUGUUAUAUGAAAGCCUUGUGCAAUGAUACAGAUUAAGUUGUUCAUUUUACUCAUACAUAAUGUAUAAACAUUGAUCACCAUAGUUAGCACACCACUUGUUCAAGGUAUAGUUCACAUUAAUAUUAGUGAUGAUCAUAUUAGCAUCAGUGCCAACUAGGACAUCGAUAUAUGUAAUGUGAAUAGUACAUUCAUACUGGUAGGAUUCCUCUUGCCACUGAUAUUUCACAUAGGUAUAUUGCAGAUGGUUUGUCGGGCUUGAAAUGUAAGAAAUAUUAAAAUCCACUUUGAUAGUGCUGUUUCUGUCACACAUAAUUUUGUGUUCAAGAGUUUUACAGUUUCUGCUGAAUGGAAAUAAAUGUACACUUUCUAGUAGAGCAUCUUAGAAUAGCAAGGGCAGUGGUCUUUAUCGAGUGAAUAACCAACUGUCUCUUCCUGAUCAGUAUUAGUGGUCAGCCCAACACGAUAUUUUGAUAUUGAUUUAGAAAUGAGUUACAUAGUUAUUGAUAUACGAGUUAUGUUACUUUUUCUUUAUUAACCAAUGUGUGUUCUAUAGAUGAUAUGUUGUUUUCUUUUCCGUACAUAUGAAAGCUUUCAACUUGUGUUGCCUAUAAAAGGUACUUUUCCAACUUUUGCUGAAUGCAGAAUGAUAGUGUGAAUUUCAAUGCAUUUCCAUCAUGACUGAUUUAACAGUAGCAUGUGUUAGAUAAAUACUAUACCAAAGGAUAUGUGGUGAAAUUGAUAAAUCUUAAAUCACAUAAGAGAGUCACCUGGUAGAAGUGGAUAGAUUUAAUAUUUUGACAGAGUAAACAGUGUUAAGCUUGAUUUCGUGUGAAUUGGUAAAAAAGGGAAUGUCUAGGUAAUGACUAUGUUGUGGUUGUUGGUAGUGAUCUCGACAUUUUGAAGUAUUUUUCUUUAGAUAUUUUGAAAUAAUUGUUUCGUAUGACUGCUUUAUAUUAUGUCAGUUGUCUAGUUGUGUAUAAUCAUAAUUGUUGAAGUUUGAAAGUAUUUUAAAUGUUUAUAUAAGAAAGUUUUAAUUAUUUAUUUCAAGUGAGAUAGAAGGUUUUAAUCUGAAUAUUGUACAGUACAGAAACAGAUUUGAUGUGUCCCCAUUUGUUUGUGUAGUCUAUAUAUCUGAUUUGGUGGUGAGAAAUCUUAGAGAGAUAUCUGAACUUUCGACUGGUAUAACUUUUUUUGUCAGUGACAGGAUACAUUUUAUUGAAGUUUUAUGGAUAUUAUUUGUUAGUAUUCAAAUGAUGAAAGUGUUUUGAUGCAUCAUCACAUAUACUAUAGAUUUCAUUUCAGAGUAUGAUUGGAUUUCAACUUUUGUCCUGCUUGUUUUUGUAUCUAUGUCUUUAUAGUUCACAUCUAGGUUUUCAACUGUAAACUGUAUUUAAAUCUAGGUGUCCCAUAAUGCAUGGUUCACUGGCCAGUAACUAAGUAAUCUCUAUGGGAGCGAGUGACUUGAGAAAUGCUGGUGUUGUGUAAGAGAAUUUUGUCGUGUGUGGUCAUUAUCAUAAGAUUUGUAUCAUUGAAUAUUGUUAAUCUUUUCUGAUUCUUACAGAGAACCCAAGAAAAAAGACGUAUUGAAACUCAAACAUAUUUAGUAUAAAUAAAUGAUUGAAUGAUUUCCUGUUCAGUGUUUACACCCAAUAACAAAGUUUUUUAAUAAACAGCCGUGUGCUCUUUAGAAAAUGGUUUAUUACCAUCCUAUCUAAGGCUACGAAAGUAUAUAUAGUUCGGUAGUGAAUGUACAACAUAGGAACACAUUGAUAAUAGCUAUAGUAUGGAAUGGGUCAUGAGAGUUUGUGAAUUGUAUAAAUCUGUUAUUGUUCUGGACCAAGUGCUUUGCUUGUCAUUGACAGUUGUCCACAAAUACGAGAUAUUUACAUACGAAAACAAAUAAAACCAAAAAUGUGA